Molecule: messenger RNA, 2046 nt
Organism: Cimex lectularius (bed bug)
Lineage: Eukaryota; Metazoa; Arthropoda; Insecta; Hemiptera; Cimicidae
Product: meiosis 1 arrest protein-like
Exons: 10
Coding region: 612-2030 (472 amino acids)
Biological process (GO): spermatogenesis; meiosis I; male meiosis chromosome separation
Source: RefSeq, a predicted model, not a curated record
AUUCCUUUAAUUUAGCAGGUUUUGAAAAAAAAAAAAAAGGAACCCAAUACAGUUGCCUAAAAUAUUUUGAUUGAUUGAUCAGUUUUUCUUAACAUUUAUUGCAAUACCAUGCACACACACAAAACCAUAUAUAUUAAAACCUCUGUCAAAUUAAUUAACAAUUAUACAAUUAAUAAAAAUUUAUACAUUCAUGUACAUAAAAUAAAUUUAUUUUGAAAUGGUACUUAUAUAAGUUAAUUUGGGUCACUACAAUAUGGCCACUUAUUUAUUUUACAUAAAUUUUUGUACAAACAAAUUUGUGUAAAGUCAUCUAUUCAGAAAAGAGGUGAAGACGUGACCAAAUAUUCUAUAAAUAUAUUGAUUAACAUUUAAAAAAAUCAAUUAUGAACUAUCACACAUGUGGAUACAUAACACUUCUAUUUAUCGAUUCGGUUGACUAGCUCUUCAUCCUCACACAAGUUCAUUUCCAAAAUCUCACUGUCCUGUAACUUAAUAAGAUUUUUUAGGCAACAUGUUUAACAAACGAUUCCAAAAAAUAUACAUAUAUUUAUUGCAACAAAGCCCUGUCAAAUUAAAUAAUAAUUAUCCAAUUAACAAAAAUUUAUAAUUAGAUGAAAACUCGAUUCAUAUAUAUAUACAUAUUUAUGUAUAAAUGGUACUUAAGUAAAUUUGGCUCAGUCUUACAGUACACCACUUAUUUAUUGUGCUUCAUAUGUAAACUGAUUGCUUGUCAAAAUGUAUUUGCACUGCUUUGCUCGACCCACGACCAGUCGUACAACACAGUAAUAAGCAUUGGUGCUAUAAGUGAUAAAUAUGAAACGCUACUCAAAUCGACAAUGUCAUACGGUAGUUUUGGCAAAAUAUCAAAAGCGCUCAACAAUGCGAAAAACUCGAUGACAACGAAUUUCCAAAUUAAAAAUGAAGAAUUCAAUGAUUAUUUAGUUGUUGGAAUAAAUUCAAUCAUCGAAGACUUAAAAACUGAAAAUAAGAUAUUGGAUUUAUGUGAUGAAGUUUAUGAUGUAGAUGUUUGCGUAAUCACUCUAAAAAAUGCAAUGGACAUAAAAUAUUUUUUAAACUCUUUAAUGUCCUAUCAUUUCAAACUACACCUGAAAGGAAACACAGUAUUACAACUUGUACUGAAGAGAAAAGAGGAAGAAGAGACCAAUAUUGAAGAUUAUUAUAAAUUGAAAACAAAAGACGAUAUUGUGUGUUCUUUGAAAAAAUGGCUUUUCAAUAAAAAAUACAACAGGGAACAAUUGAGGCUGUUGCUCCCUGAUGAUGCAAUUUUGUGUGACCUAAAGGAGAAUAUGCUGCGACCAAGUUUACUAACAUUUUCCCACAAAUUUUACAUUCAAAAAGACACAAGUUGUGGGAACAUUUCUCAGAAGAAAGUGAAAAUCCAAUGUGAAUCAAAAGUUUAUGAACUUCAAGUAACAUUGAGAGUAUUGUCAUCUGGUCUAUGCGAGUCUCUUAUUUUUGGAGAAGCACUUAACGUUGUACCAACAGCAUUUUGUCAAGGAGUGUAUGAAGAUGCUCUUCUUAUCAACAAGCAGAAGUUUUAUUCUUUAUGCAUUUCACUUUUAAACAAAGAGGAAUACCUCAUAGCAAAAUUAACAGACGAACCACCCACAGGAUAUUUUGUACUGAUGCCGAGUCACGAUUCUUUAUUAAUAAAACCAAUCGUGUGCCAGGAUCUCUGGUUGCCCGAUGACAAGAGCCGUGAAUUAACACCUCCUCAAGGUGUCUUAAUUGAAAAAAUGGAGCAGUCCUUAGCUCUUGUUGAUAUUGUCCAAGAGUACAAAGUUGGCCUCAACUCCUCAGGGCUUUACACAGCUCUACUGAAAUUCCAUGAAUCGAAAAUUAAGAGAAGUAAAAAGAAUGAGGAUGAAGAUGAUGAUGGGGUGGAGGGUACUAGCAGCUGGGUAACCAUUUCUCAUCCAGCUCUUGAAGACAAACAUCCGUUAAAGAAAUCCAAGAGGAAGUGUCGAAGACCCGACCCUUUAAAAUGCAUUGAGUACAUCAAAAAAUGAAGUUAUUUUUUAAAAA